GGAACGGAAGGAAAUAGUGGACGUACUUACUUCCGUGUUGUUAGCUUGUUAGCUUAAGUCGUUCUAACUACGAAUGAUGUAAAAGUAUUGAGUGAUAAUUUAUUUUUUCCUUAAAUACGUUUGAGUUUCCAUAUUGUGAUGCGCUUCUUAUUGAAAGUCGGUAAAUUAAUCUUAAACUAUGUACAUCUAUAGUAAAUACUAUGGGCCGUUUAAGUGAAUGUAUAGUACCUACAAAACAGGCUAACCACAGAGCAUGCCGAAGCUAACGGGGGUUCAUUUAGGUGUACAUGCAGCCUGGUAACUAGAAUUUCUCGCUUUAAAAUUCGUUUUCAUUUGCAUAUACUGUGACAGUGGUAACAUUAGUACCUAUUUGAAAGUGAAGGUUGUUAUGUAGCACCCAAGACAGCUGCUCCUUUGUGUUUACAUCCCCUUCAUCGUCUCAAUGGGGAAAAGGAAAGACAUGAUUCACCCCAGGUUUCUGAGUGAAGGCAGCUCUGGUCUGCACAGCGUCCACAAGCAUAAAAAACAGCAUAAAAAACACAAGAAACACAAGAGGAAACACCACAGCUUCCCAGAGGCCCCGGAGCCUGAGCCUAUAGUGGCCCCUCGGCCUCCUCCUCAGCUCAGACUCAAGAUCAAACUGGGAGGACAGACCCUGGGGACCAAGAGUGUUCCCACCUUUACUGUUCACCCUGGUGUGGCCCGUCCUCCAUCACCCCUCAUGAUCAUCGAUAAUGAUGACGAUGAUGACGACGAAGAUGAUGAUGAGGAUGAUGAGGAACCCUCUGUGCCUCUGGAACAGUAUCGAGCCUGGCUAGAUGAGGACAGUAAUAUGGCCACCUCACCCAUGCCAGACCUGGACUCGGACUCGAUGCUGGGCGGUCCAGUGGAUGAGGAGGAGCGCUGGCUGGAUGCUCUGGAGAAGGGAGAGCUUGAUGAUAAUGGAGAGUUAAAGAAGGAGGUGGAUGAGUCUCUUCUCACAGCCAGACAGAAAGCCCUUCUCCAUAAGCAGCAGAGUCAACCUCUGCUGGAGCUGCCCAUGGGCUACAAAGAGAAGGAGAUGACCGCCGAGAUGAUGCAGAAGCGCGAGGAGCGGGCCAGAAAGAGACGCCUCCAGGCCGCCAAGAAGGCCGAGGAGAACAAGAACCAGACCAUCGAGAGACUGACCAAGACCAGCAAGGCCAAGAUCAAAAGCAUGAGGGAGAAGAAGUCCAAGCAGAACCAGUGCCCCAUGGUCCGCUACAGCGACUCGGCCCAGGGUCUGGCCAUCUCUUUCCCCGCUGGGGUCUCGGCUCCAGCCCCGGCCCCUCCCCGGCCCCCACCGCCGGCAGCUGUGAACUGUGGGGUCAGCGGCUGCAACAACACCAAGAAAUACUCGUGCUCCAAGACCGGGGUUCCACUCUGCAGCCUGGAGUGUUACCAGAGGAACCUGCUGCUGGUUCAGGGCGCCGCCUGAGAGGAGGACGCCAACACACGGUCCGUUAAUCACACAGAUAUGGAAGAUUUCACAACAACUCACAUGAUGACAAGAUGAUUUUUAUCUCUAAAGACUCACAUGUGACAGAAAUGGUCAGAAAAGUCACGUCUUGUGGAUCUUCAUGUGAGGUUUGACUUGGAUAUACCAAAUUUGGUAAAUGUAUCAGGUACAGACAUGGAAAAAAGCUUCUUGGAGCCGUUUUCUAAACUAAAAUGUCAGGAUUUGGUUAGAAUUUGCCGUUUUUUUUUUUCCUUGCUAUUAUAUUGUUGAAAAAGUAAAAAGAAGCCUACAAGCCCACAUUGAGACCUCCAAUGGGGAAGUGUGAGAACCUAGUCAUUUGUGGUUGCAGGUUUAACGGAACAAUAAUGUCCUAAUAAGACUGUUUUCCAGUGUAAAUUGGUGAACAAUGAAUGAAUGAAUUAACUGUAGGUGUAAAUAUUAAUAAUUUAUAGUGUAUUCUUGCUCUAAUAUGCUGAGUUUGUCAGUGGAACAUGAAAUACAGAGGGCUCUGAAUGUAAAAUAAGGUAGAUUCCGUUUUUAUAUCAUGAUCUUUGUUUUGGGAAUGUCAUAAAAAUUAUGUUUGCUGUCAUCAAAUAAUUCCAGCUGAGGUAUAAUAUUAUCCUGCGACAUUAUUACUGAUUUAAUGGAGAAUUUAACUGAAAAUCCAUGAUAAAUAAAGAAAAGAAUAAGAGACACUGUGUUGCUUUUGUAAUCUCAAUCUUCAUUUUUAUAAGAAAUGACUCCAUACAAAACUGUACAUACAACUUUAAAUUAAAAAAAAAAAAGAAAUUCUUCUGUAUACAAUGUGUGAAAAUAUCAAUAGAAGCCUUUUUUUU
Molecule: messenger RNA, 2313 nt
Organism: Sphaeramia orbicularis (orbiculate cardinalfish)
Lineage: Eukaryota; Metazoa; Chordata; Actinopteri; Kurtiformes; Apogonidae
Gene: ino80b
Product: INO80 complex subunit B
Exons: 5
Coding region: 443-1456 (337 amino acids)
Biological process (GO): chromatin remodeling
Cellular component (GO): Ino80 complex
Source: RefSeq, a predicted model, not a curated record